This is a messenger RNA of Cajanus cajan (pigeon pea), 2695 nucleotides long. RefSeq names its product zinc finger MYND domain protein. NCBI's taxonomy places the organism in Eukaryota, Viridiplantae, Streptophyta, Magnoliopsida, Fabales, Fabaceae. The record is from RefSeq and is a predicted model, not a curated record.
UUAAUGUCUGUAAAUGAAACGAAUCCGAAUUGAGUCUCUGGAGCUCAACGUCACUAUUUUGCGGGGCUGGUACGAAACAAAAGCUCUGAUUUUUAUUUAUUUUUUUCUUUCGUUUUGUGAUUGAACAUUUGAAACAAUUGAUCUUAUGGUCCUGUCAGUUUUGGUUUUAUUGUUCGUCGAAUGAACUGAAAGGGUGCUGAUUUCAUAAGCUGUAUGUGACUCAUAUACCCAAAUGCUUUUGCUUUGAUAAGUCUAGUGCUAGUGCAUAGCGGGAAUUUGGCUUGUUGAAGUGGAGUAGAGUUAUGAUACUUUGUGAGACUGAGAUCAGAGUGAUUGUAUAAUUUCAAGUGUUGAAGUUAAUAGAUUUAGUUUCACUAGAGUUAAUUGUGAACAUAAAAGGGAAAAUAAUCUGAGGAAUUGGGGAGACAAUGGAUUUGCAUUUGAAGAGUCUCUUCAACAGAUUUCAGGAGCAGUUUGGAUCUGGUCCUGGUCUUGGUCCUGGAUCUGGGACAUGCAUGAUGAAAGUGGAUGGCAUUGCUCCAAAUUUCAUUAAAUCUAUAUACAAAGCUUCUGCAGCUCUGUAUAGAACUGAGCCAUGGAAAAGGCUGCGUCCGGGGCACUUGUUUGGCAUUCGGGUUGGAAAGGAUUCGGAUUGGCCUGGCAAGAAACAGCCUUUUCCAUGUGUUCAGUUCAUUGGAGGGGAUGGAGGGGAUGUUGGAUUCUACAUGUUUAGAUCAGAGAAUGAUGCUAAGAAAGUGACAGGGUCUAGAGAGACCCUUCAUGUUCCAAAUGUUGAGCUUCUCAGGGUCACAUAUGAGGUGGAGUCAUUGAUGUUCCCAUCUAACCGCAAGAUGAUAAAGUCUUUGUCAUUGGAAGCAUCAGGCUCUGAUCGAUUUCCGGUUAUUGAUGUUGUGCGAUGCACACCUUCCGGCGAUCUUCGAUUUAGAAAUCCUACACCUGAAGAGCUAAGAUUUGUCUAUGCAUUCAUGAAGGCCAUUUCUCUGGUGCAUUCCUUACUUCAGGUUGACCGGGAAAGUGGUCCAAAGUAUUCAACAGUGGUGUGUUUUGAACCUUUUAUAGAGACUGUUGAUGUUCAGUGGCCUCCAGAAGUAGCCAAGGGAGGUUAUGACCUUGUUGCUGUUACCAUUUCCCACCCACCAGGUCAGGCAUAUGAAGAAAAAUCUGGUAGUGUGAGUGCUGGCUCUACCCCAACCAAGUAUGUAGAACCACCUAGAGAGGACACUUUCAGUGACUCAAAAGGAUACUCAAGUACUGGCUUGAGACAGUGUGCAAUGUGUGAGAAAGAAGUCCAUGGAGAGCAGUCUCUUUGCUGUGGCCGGUGUAGAGCAGUUGUUUACUGCAGUCCAAUCUGCCAGAAGCAACACUGGAAUGACACACAUAAAAGCAUGUGUGGACUUUACAAGGCUAUGAUGGAGAGGGAAGAAGAGCUGGCUAUAAUGAUUUUCUUGUUUCCAUGUUCUGCUGAUCAGCCUUGUAAGUGGCUUGAAUCAUUAAGUAUCCACCAGAAGGGUAUGUGGAGGAGAAAGUGCAGUUGCUAUUCACACUGCCCUUUUGGUCUCCUUCCUGUGAAGGGGGGGAUGCAGGAACUGUGGGGUGGAAUUGAUGAAUUUGAAUACCCUCAUGACUCUCCAUUUAAUAACCAUUUCAUCUCAAGUCCAUUUCUUCUCUCUGGUUGGUCUGAGUACUACAACCUUCGCUCCCUACCGAUGUCAAGUCCUGUUGCCGACAUUCUCUCGCAUCCAUUGACUGUGUAUCAUAUACUAACUACUCUUAAUAUAAGUUCAAAGAACCUUAUACUGAAAGGGAAGGAGGUGAUUGUACACUACCUUGGACCUGAAGGCGAGUUGGAUUGGAUGCCAGCAUUUGCAGAAGUAGGUCACUUGCUUAAUGGAUUGGGAAAUGUACAAAUAGUGAUGGUGGGACCAGAAGUUCCAAUAAAUUUGUCAGGUACAACCUCAGGAAUUGGUAGCAGAGUUAGAGUGAAUCUUGUGAGGGGUGUUUAUCAGGUGGAAGCCUCCUACCUACCUUCUCCACAUGUUGUCAUUGCUCUGAAUUCAAGACUAGAAAGCUAUUCUAGUUGGGGUGGCGCACUUGAUUUAAUCAAAUCACUUGGGGUGCCUGCCUUCUUCACUGAUCAAUCUGAAGUUUCGUGUGUAAAUGCUAAACAAGUCCUUCGUAAUGCAGGACUGCACAUCACGCAUCCGGUGACUCCAAAUCCUUUUCGGUCACCUGUGAAAAAUCUGACAGCCUCUAGCAAUCUUCCUUCAUACAGCAAUGGUUUUGUCUUUGGGGUGAAUACUUAAAUUCAGUCCUAGAAAUUCUAAAAACAAGUGUCUAUCUGUUGUCAUGCAUUCCCAAGCUUGCAGCCAACUUCAAAUUUUCUCUUUUGUCAUGCGGUUUGCUGAAAAUGACAGCAAACUACGAAGAUCCUUGCAAGUUUUGUUGAAUUAUGUAUAUUGAUUGUUUGGCCAGAGUUUUUGUAUUAAUCUCUGAAUUGUGGACCAUGUGAUUUUUAUAUAAUCUUGUAUCCUGUGCCUCCAGUGUGCUGAGUUAUUAAGUUGUUUUCCACUUAGCUCAUUGAAGUUUAUGUCACUUAUCUCCCUAGAAUCUUGUUUAAAACCUCAAAAUCUUACUUGUACAAGUUGAAAUCAGAUGUCAGUUGUUUUGGUGAACC